This is a messenger RNA of Megalops cyprinoides (Indo-Pacific tarpon), 3520 nucleotides long. RefSeq names its product glutamate receptor, ionotropic, kainate 5 (gene grik5). Gene Ontology annotation, cellular component: plasma membrane; postsynaptic membrane; kainate selective glutamate receptor complex. The transcript has 20 exons. NCBI's taxonomy places the organism in Eukaryota, Metazoa, Chordata, Actinopteri, Elopiformes, Megalopidae. Bases 347 to 3520 code for a protein of 1057 amino acids. The record is from RefSeq and is a predicted model, not a curated record. Gene Ontology annotation, molecular function: transmitter-gated monoatomic ion channel activity involved in regulation of postsynaptic membrane potential; kainate selective glutamate receptor activity. Gene Ontology annotation, biological process: monoatomic ion transport; synaptic transmission, glutamatergic; modulation of chemical synaptic transmission.
UCCUCUCUCUCUGUUGUUUGGUUACUGCAGAUUUUUUUUUUUUUUUACCUUCGUACCUUUUUUGGCUGUCAGAGGAAUAUUGUCGUGGUAGAGGUCAAACACAGCUACCUGCCACUGCUCCUGUGUGAACUCUGAAGUCCUGUGCUCCUGGUCUACAACCCCACUUUUUUUUUAUCCCCUGCCUCGGAUAUUUUGUAACCUCCCCUGGAUCCUGUUUACACGCGUACCUGGGCUGCAUUGACUGGCUGCUACAGUGACCUAUGGAAAACAGCUGCUAGUAUCGUCUGAUUCAUUCUGUGGCGGAACAGGCAGCCAGAAGACCGUUCUCCAUGAGGAGCAGUAGAAGAUGCCGGCUCUGCCAGCGCUGCUGCUGUCGAUUCACCUCGUCUUCCUGCUACUGACCAUGGCUCCGUCCUCUCACAGCCAGGCCCCCGUGCUGUCGUCCGUCAGAAUGGCGGCCAUCCUGGAUGACCAAUCGGUGUGUGGGAGAGGGGAGCGGCUGGCUCUCGCUCUGGCCCGGGAGAACAUCAACAGCGUGAUGGAGGGUCCGGCCAGGGCCCGCGUGGAGGUGGACAUCUUCGAGCUGCAGAGAGACUCACAGUACGAGACCACUGACACCAUGUGUCAGAUAUUACCGAAAGGCGUGGUCUCAGUCAUAGGCCCAGCCUCCAGCCCCGCCUCCGGCUCUACUGUCAGUCACAUAUGCGGGGAGAAGGAGAUCCCUCAUGUGAAGAUCGGUCCUGAAGAGACCCCCAGGCUUCCAUACCUGCGCUUCGCCUCAGUCAGCCUGUACCCUAGCAACGAGGACCUCAGCCUCGCCGUGGGGGCCAUCCUCCGCUCCUUCAGCUACCCAUCGGCUAGUCUGGUCUGUGCCAAGGCAGAGUGCCUACUGCGAUUGGAGGAGCUGGUGCGACGCUUCCUCAUCUCCAGGGAGACGCUGUCCAUCAGGAUGCUGGACGACAACCUGGACCCCACCCCCUUGCUGAAGGAGAUCCGGGACGACAAGGUGGCCACCAUCAUCAUCGACGCCAACGCCUCCGUCUCCUAUCUCAUCCUAAGAAAGGCCUCGGAGUUGGGGAUGACAUCAGCAUUUUACAAGUACAUCCUCACCACCAUGGACUUCCCCCUUCUCAGGUUAGAUGAUAUUGUGGACGACCAGUCGAACAUUGUGGGCUUCUCCAUGUUCAACACCAGCCAUCCGUUCUACCUGGAGUUCAUCAGGAGUUUAAAUCUGUCCUGGAGGGAGGGGUGUGACCUCAACCCCUAUCCUGGACCUGCGCUGUCCUCCGCCCUGAUGUUCGACGCGGUGCACGUGGUGGUGGGUGCGGUGAGGGAGCUGAACCGCAGCCAGGAGAUCGGGGUGAAGCCCCUCAGCUGCACCUCGCCCCAGAUCUGGCAGCACGGCACCAGCCUCAUGAACUACCUGCGCAUGGUGGAGUAUGAUGGCCUGACAGGGAGAGUGGAGUUCAACAGCAAGGGCCAGAGGACCAACUACACGCUGCGUAUUCUGGAGAAACACAGAGGAGGUCACAAAGAGAUUGGGAUCUGGUACUCCAACAACACACUGGCCAUGAACUCCACAACCCUGGACAUCAACGUCUCAGAGACACUGGCCAACAAGACCCUCAUCGUCACCACCAUAUUGGAGAACCCGUAUGUGAUGCGCAAGGGCAACUACCAGGACUUCCAGGGCAACGACCAGUACGAGGGCUUCUGCGUAGACAUGCUGCGUGAGAUCGCCGACAUCCUCAAGUUCUCCUUCAAGAUUAAGCUGGUCGACGACGGGCUGUACGGGGCCCCCGAGCCCAACGGCUCCUGGACUGGGAUGGUGGGAGAGCUCAUUAACAGGAAAGCGGAUUUGGCCGUGGCGGGCUUCACCAUCACGUCAGAGAGGGAGAAAGUUAUCGACUUCUCAAAACCCUUCAUGACCCUUGGCAUCAGCAUCUUGUACAGAGUCCACCUGGGGCGGAAGCCAGGCUACUUCUCCUUCCUGGACCCCUUCUCUCCAGCUGUGUGGCUCUUCAUGCUGCUGGCCUACCUGGCUGUCAGCUGUGUGCUCUUCCUGGCUGCCAGGCUCAGCCCGUACGAGUGGUACAACCCGCACCCGUGCCUGCGGGAGCGCAGGGACAUGCUGGAGAACCAGUACACCCUGGGCAACAGCCUGUGGUUCCCGGUGGGGGGGUUCAUGCAGCAGGGCUCCGAGAUCAUGCCCCGGGCCCUGUCCACGCGCUGCGUCAGCGGGGUCUGGUGGGCCUUCACCCUGAUCAUCAUCUCGUCCUACACGGCCAACCUGGCGGCCUUCCUCACGGUGCAGAGGAUGGAGGUGCCCAUCGAGUCGCCCGACGACCUGGCGGACCAAACCAACAUAGAGUACGGCACCAUUCAUGGGGGGAGCACCAUGACCUUCUUCAUGAACUCGCGGUACCAGACCUACCAGCGUAUGUGGAACUACAUGCACUCCAAGCAGCCCAGCGUGUUUGUGAAGAGCACGGAGGAGGGUAUCGCCCGGGUGCUCAACUCCAAGUACGCCUUCCUGCUGGAGAGCACCAUGAACGAGUACCACCGCCGCCUCAACUGCAACCUCACCCAGAUCGGAGGCCUGCUGGACACCAAGGGCUACGGCAUCGGCAUGCCGCUGGGCUCUCCAUUCAGAGACGAGAUCACGCUGGCCAUCCUGCAGCUCCAGGAGAAUAACCGGCUGGAGAUUCUGAAGAGGCGCUGGUGGGAGGGGGGGCAGUGUCCCAAGGAGGAGGACCACCGGGCCAAAGGCUUGGGGAUGGAGAACAUCGGGGGCAUAUUCGUGGUGCUGAUCUGUGGCCUGAUCAUCGCCGUCUUCGUGGCCAUCAUGGAGUUUGUGUGGUCCACGCGACGCUCGGCCGAGACAGACGAGGUACGCCCUCACCCUCGCCCUCGCCGAAAUCACAGACCCACCCCAGUGUCGGUGUGCCAGGAGAUGCUGACGGAGUUCCGGAACGCCAUCUCGUGCAAGAAGAGCUCCCGCUCGCGGCGGCGACGGCCCCUGACAGGCCCGGGGGGGCCCCGGCACCCGACGCGGCUGUCGCUGGGGGCCCCACGGCCCCUGCGGCUGGUGCGGGAGAUGCGCCUGAGCAACGGGAAGCUGUACAGCGGGUCGGGGCCCCUGACGGGGGGCGCCGGGGCCGGGGGAGGCCCCACCGACAUGGGCCCAGGGCCGCAGCGCCUGCUGGAGGACCCGCUGGGGGCCAACACCACGCCCCCGCCCCCGCCGGCCCCCGCCGCGCCCCCACGCAGCUGCACACACAUCCGCAUCUGCCAGGAGUGCCGGCGGAUUCAGAGCCUGCGGUCCAGCUCCUCCCGAAUCCCCCCCUCCUCCGCCCCCCUGCCCCGUCUCCCCCCGCCGCCUCCCCCCUCCUCCUCCAACACCGACAGUGAGGGGGGUGGGGGGGCCAGCCCGCGGAGGCUGCACCACACCCCCCCGCCCCGCCCGUUACCUCCCACGCAAAGCAGCACCAGCGCAGACCUGCUGGGGGAGCAGGACUGA